This is a messenger RNA of Phaeodactylum tricornutum CCAP 1055/1, 312 nucleotides long. RefSeq lists its product with no specific name. The transcript is spliced from 2 exons. Gene Ontology annotation, biological process: protein phosphorylation; signal transduction. Gene Ontology annotation, molecular function: ATP binding; protein kinase activity. The record is from RefSeq and is a predicted model, not a curated record. NCBI's taxonomy places the organism in Eukaryota, Bacillariophyta, Bacillariophyceae, Surirellales, Neidiaceae. Gene Ontology annotation, cellular component: cytoplasm. The annotation marks the transcript as partial.
GCCUACGAUUUGGCCUCUGCACUCAAGUAUCUGCAUGAUCUCAACAUCAUUUACCGCGAUUUGAAACCGGACAAUAUUGGUUUUGACGUACGCGGCGACGUGAAAAUUUUUGAUUUUGGACUAGCCCGGGAGUACGAUCGCAGCAUAUCCACAUCUGCCGAUGGCACGUACAAAAUGACGGGUGAUACGGGUAGUCCCCGGUACAUGGCCCCGGAAGUGGCGCUCGAAAAACCGUACAACAAUUCCGUCGACGUUUAUUCGUUCGCUAUUUUGACGUGGCAAAUACUGGAAAUGGCCAUGCCGUUCGAAGGC